Messenger RNA from Orussus abietinus, 2900 nucleotides. It is a transcript of the gene CYLD, whose product is annotated as ubiquitin carboxyl-terminal hydrolase CYLD. The transcript is spliced from 8 exons. The record is from RefSeq and is a predicted model, not a curated record. Gene Ontology annotation, cellular component: cytosol. The coding region runs from base 297 to 1634 and encodes 445 amino acids. Gene Ontology annotation, biological process: protein K63-linked deubiquitination. Gene Ontology annotation, molecular function: cysteine-type deubiquitinase activity; K63-linked deubiquitinase activity. NCBI's taxonomy places the organism in Eukaryota, Metazoa, Arthropoda, Insecta, Hymenoptera, Orussidae.
UAUGGCCAGCCGAGUCGACCACAUGAGUUCUUUACAUUUGUGUCUUUGCUGAUGAAAUAUUUAAACGUUUUUCAUUGUAUCGUAGAUGGUCAGCAUGAGUCAGGUGCAUUGACAAUUUUAAUCUCAAUUAAUAGGACAACGAGCGUUAAUUAAGAUAUGGGUACGGGUUUAUAAGAAAAAAUAUUGUUAUAUCACCAAGGAUAGAGUGCCAUGUGAAGGUUCUUUUGGAUUCGAAAUUGCAGUAUGAAAUAAUUCCUUGGAUCGGCACACCAUAGAAAGUCAUUUCACAUGAUCCAAUGGCUGCUAUAGAACUGAAUGACGAACAUGGUCUUGGAACCGACGGGACUCAUGAUGGAAAAGAAUUCUUUAAGUGCGUGCCUCACAAUACGAUAUUUACCGAUAUCAAGGAGUGUUACACGAUUCCUGUUAACGAACAAGAGAAAGAAACCACCGAUAACUAUGGAAAUAUAGAGAGCUCGGUUAUCGUCGGUACCGUAGGGCCUAUGUGUAUAAAAGGAAGCCUUGAGUCCAUAUGCGGGAAAUACCGGGGAAUUCAAGGCCACCAUAAUUCAUGUUAUCUUGAUGCAACGUUAUUUAGUAUGUUUGCAUUUACCAGCGUGUUUGAUAAUUUAUUGUUCAGGCCAUCGAACGAGAAUGAUUGUCCUGAAUACGAAGAGGUUCAAAAAGUACUCCGUGAGGAGAUAGUCAAUCCGCUACGAAAGAACAGAUUUGUGAGUGCAGACAGAGUUAUGAAGCUGAGAACGCUUCUGGAAAAUCUGUCAUCUAUUUCCGGCUUGACUAGCGAAGAAAAAGAUCCCGAAGAAUUCCUAACAUCCCUGGUGGCUCAGAUAUUAAAAGCCGAGCCAUUCUUGAAAUUAAGUUCUGGUCUGGACGCGUAUCAUUAUCAACUUUUUGUGGAAAAGGAUAAUCACUUAAAUCUACCUACUGUUCAGCAGCUACUGGAACAAAGUUUCUUCACUAGCAACAUUCUACUAAAAGAGGUCCCCUCGUGUCUCAUAAUUCUAAUGCCACGUUUUGGAAAAUCCUUUAAAAUGUACUCCAAGAUACAACCCACAUUGCUACUCGAUGUAACAGAUAUCAUCGAAGACUCACCGAGACAAUGUACGAAAUGUGGAAGGCUAGCGAAUCUGGAAUGCAAAGAGUGUUACGGUCAGUGCGGUAUAGGACUGGAGAGCAUCGCCUUUUGUUCACCAUGCCUGGAACAAAUGCAUCGUAACGAUCGAAGAACCAGUCAUCAACCAAAGAAGCUUACAGUACCACUGGAGUUUUCAAUCCUUCAAGAACACUGUCCAGUUCCUCGGUUGUAUUUAGAACUGACAGCUGUGGUCUGCAUCGAGACAUCUCAUUACGUCUCUUUCGUAAAAUGUGGGUCCGGUUCCGAAGCACCUUGGUGUUUCUUUGACUCCAUGGCGGAUAGGAAAGGAGAACAAAAUGGUUAUAACAUUCCGGAAAUGGUUCCUUGUCCAGACUUUCCAUAUUGGCUUAGUGAAGAAGGUGCAAGCUACCUUACGAAUCUAACCGAUGAUCGUCAUCUACCAGAACAUGCCAAACGACUGCUUUGCGACGCUUACAUGUGCAUGUAUCAAUCUCCGGAUGUAAUGAUGUACAAAUAAUUUUAACUAGUUAGGUAAGUUUGUGUUAAUACGCUUGCAUCUGAUUAACUCCUGUACAUACUUUAAAGAUGAAUUUGCAAGACGAUAAGAUGGGAAAAGUGCUAAACUUUAUAAGCAUUCGUGUUCUGGCACCCUGUGCAUAAUCAGCUUUUUUUAGGAACUCCUUCCUAAUCUAAAGCAAUUAUAAAGUUUAUUCACUUUUAAACGAAUCUUUUCAUUAAUCGAAAAAUCGCUUUUGUGCGUUCACGCGGCCACUCCUUUAAAAAAGCGACCUCAAUCGAUUCAUCGGUUCAGAAAUAUGUUCGCAAUGCUUGUAGAUCCGAGUCACUGUAAAUUACAAUACCGAUAAAUACUCUCACUACUUUGAUCAAAUUCCUUUUGUUAUAUAUCUGAAUAACAAUAUGUUCAUUUUCUAUGGUUGCUGUCUAAAUGUUUAAUGACUAUGUAUGUUACUUAGCAAAACAAAUCGUACUCAUCUCUGGGUACAUAUUUAAAUCUCCUGAAUAACAUCGUACAUAGCUCAAACAUUACUCAAAAGUCCAUUAUAACUAUUUAUUCUCCUAGGAUUGAAACAUAGACAGUCAGGUUGCCCUAUAAUUAAACUCUCUCCGCUUUCAUUCCGUUAUUAAUUAUCGAAGAACUUUUAUUAAGUGACGUGACUUUUAUUAAGUUCAAAUAAGUAUAAUAAUUUCUCUUCGACGGAAUCUUUUGAGGGAAAUGUUGAAAUUUCGAAGGAACAGCGAAGGAUAGAUCACUCUUACACAAUGUGUCGCGAAAUUCGACGAAAGCUUACAAUUUUACAUUAUUGAGAUCAAUUAAUAGAAUUAUUGAAUCUUGACAAGAUCACAAAUCGUAAAGCUUAGAUUCCAUUUAGACCUACUACGCAAACCAUUAAUACGGUCAACUAAAAGGAGACACUUUGAAUGUCACGAUAGAAUCAUCAUACACAAUACGAUAAUUAAUAUUUAGUAAAAUCGAAAGGAAUCUAUAUCACUAAUAUAUCUGCUCACUCAGUAGACUAACCGAAACGUAGACUUUGCCUUUACGGACAUAGUCUGUAUAUACAUCUACAUAGCUGUAUAUGAGCACUUUAAUUUUUAGUUAUUGACAGAGUGAAUUCCUAGUUAAUGUUAAGUAAAAAAAAAAUUACUUUCCGCGUACUGGAGCCUUCCACUCUUAACACUGUUGUAUAGCUCUGUGUCCAAUGAUGCAGGAAUAACUAAAUGUAAAUACUCAACGAGAUUUAAAGCUAUCCGUUAACUUAAA